AUGGCGUCGACCAGUGCUGGCGUCCACGUGUCCACGGAGCUAACUGCAAGGACAUUUUAUGGCUCACAAUUGAGAAAGAGAGCCACAGUGAUCCCUCCUGAAGGUGGAAUAUCCGACGUCGACUCAUCAAGCGAUGAUGAAACGGACACGGACAAUGAUGACACCAGCUUCAAGGCAAGGAGUAGAAGCUUGGAAGUAGAAGAAUCCCUCUCGGAAGACGAAGCCGAAUUGCCAAAGAACGCCGCCUCGUCGAAACAAGGUGACAAGUACAAAUGGAGAAAGACAAGUUUCGACCACGACUUCCGAGCUCCAGAACCGCAGUUUGAGCUUGCACCGGAAGAUCUCACUCCACUGCAGUAUUUUCAGAUGUAUUUUGGCGAUGAGUUCAUUGAGAAGGUGGUUUACGAGACAAAUCUGUAUUCCACUCAACAGACCGGAUGCUCAAUCAACACGAACGUUGCAGAGUUAAGGUCCUUCAUCGGAAUUCUUCUUAUGAUGGGCGUCGUCGGGAUGCCUUCGUUUGAAGACUACUGGGCCAAUCAAACAAGAUGUGACAAGAUCGCCAAUGUGAUGCCUAUAAAACCUGUGCUUGAGCACAUUCUGAGCAAAUGCAAGGCCACAGAGAGCGAAAAUCUCUUCUCCAUUGAUGAGAUGAUGAUCCCGUACAAGGGUAAAAAGGCGGGGAACCUGAGGCAGUACCUCCCCAAAAAACCUAAAAAGUGGGGCUUCAAACUGUUUGUACGUGCGGGUGUUUCUGGGAUGGUUCAUGACUUCAUUCUGUACACCGGCGCAACAACAUUCGAAGGUAUCAGACUUGCAGAAGAGGAAGAGGCGCUUGGUCUCGGCGCAAAGGUUGUGUUGCACUUGUGCGAGAGCAUUUCUCGUCCAAAUGAGAGCAUCGUCUACUUUGAUAAUUUCUUCACCUCGCUGGAACUGAUCUCACGACUGAAAGAAAGGUAUUCUUUGCACAGUCUCGGCACCAUUCGAAGCAACAGGCUUCGAGGCUGCUCCCUAAAGGAUGACAAGUCACUGCUGAAGGAGGGAAGAGGCAGCUUUGACUACAAAGUGGACAAUGUGGCAGGACUUGCAGUCGUGAAAUGGGCUGGCAACAAGACUGUAAUAGUUGCAAGCUCUUGUGUCUCACAAGACCCAGUGGAAACAGCGAACAGGUUUGACAAGAAGGAGCGUCAAAAGAUUCCAGUUUCUUGCCCACAAAUUGUGAAACAGUACAACAUUCACAUGGGCGGUGUUGACCUUGCAGACAUGUACGCAGCGCUUUAUCGCACCCCAUUCCGCACAAAGCGAUGGUACUUAGGCAUCUUCAGCCAGCUUCUCGAUAUAUCCGUGAACAACGCUUGGCUACUACACCGACGACAGUCAAACCUCACUGGCGUGAAGGCAAUGCGACUGAAACAAUUUCGACUAGCUGUUUCAGAAGCUUUGAUGCAUGCAAGCCCCCCGAAAAGAGGGAGACCUUCUUCCACCCUCGAUGAAGAACCUGCGGCGCAGCGCCCAAGAAUGCAGACCACGGCAGCACCUGUCACCGAUGUCCGCUACGACGGUGUGGGUCACCUACCAACACUGGAAGGCAAAGGUCGCUGCAGUUCAACGUAA
Messenger RNA from Ixodes scapularis (black-legged tick), 1614 nucleotides. Its product is annotated as piggyBac transposable element-derived protein 3-like. The transcript has 4 exons. The coding region runs from base 1 to 1614 and encodes 537 amino acids. Lineage: Eukaryota; Metazoa; Arthropoda; Arachnida; Ixodida; Ixodidae. The record is from RefSeq and is a predicted model, not a curated record.